Messenger RNA from Protopolystoma xenopodis, 1281 nucleotides. The record is from the annotation of a GenBank genome assembly. NCBI's taxonomy places the organism in Eukaryota, Metazoa, Platyhelminthes, Monogenea, Polystomatidea, Polystomatidae.
AUGUUUUUACGUAAGCUUCGAAAGCCGCCUUCUGGCUAUGUGAUUUACGCAGGAGAAGUCCGUAAAAAACUGCUUCAGGAUAAGCCAGACGCCCCCUUUGGAGAGAUAUCUCGCGAAGUUGGUCUCAUGUGGCGUCAAAUGCCGAUGCAUGAGCGUGACGUCUAUGAGCGCAAAGCACAGCUGAUUAAACGCAGAAUGGCUGAUGAAGAAACCAAUUCGAAAUCUCUUGACAAAACCAAUCAACCUGAGGAGAUGGCAUGCACUAGUCUUACUAGUAUGCCGGGACUCGGAUCUAUGUCAGCUGAUCAGUCAAAUUCUCAAAGUAGUUUCGUUGACGCAACUACAGGUAUGCCAGUUAGAACUGCAGGUUCUGCUGAAUCGCUUAGGCCAGGACUUGAUGUGCCUGCAGCCACAGUCAGGAACCAAGCCCAACAUCUUCAACAACAACAGCACUUGCAUCAGCAACAGUCUCAGCAAAUUCAGCCCCCAAUUUCUCACCGGCCUCAGCAUCAAUUACUCCAACCUGGUCUCUCUUCGGUUGGCCUUGUCGGAGGAGCUCCUCUUUCUGGGAUCACUGCUGGGUCUAGUGUAGGCCUUCAUCAUAUUCUUCCGCCUGGAUCAGUCCAAAAUUCCGCAAGCUCAGUCGCUCCAGCUCUCAUGGUGGCCAAUUCGAGCCCGACUGUAGUGGCUGCUACAACUGCUACCUCUCAAGCAGGUGGACUCGCUCUGUCGGUGGGCAUGCCUGGUGGCACCUUGCAGCCAUCCCCGAUGUUAUCUGACCAACAGCAGGUUGUUUAUCAGUUCCCAACCGGAAACCCUGAUCCUCAGUCCGGCCAGUCUGCUACACUUCUUCUAUCAAACCAGUCUGCCCCUGGUUCUAGUUCCACUCAGCCUGCACAUUCUUCUGCUUUGACAGCCCAACAUUCCGGCCUCCUUACUGAUUCGACCAUUUCAGUUGGAUCAGCUGUUUCCGUCGUUCCUACCAUUGCUUCUAUCGUCUCAUCUGCAUCUGGUCCACUAGUUGUUGCCUCGAAUUCACUACCAGCUUCAGCCUCAUCAUCUGCACCUCGCCUCCUUCCACUACCGGGAGUCCCAGUCGUUUCUGAACUCUCCUCAGCCAGCCCUACGCCCUCUCUACAAUUGAGCCUUUCACAGACUCAUCAACCGCCAUCGACAACUUCUUUGUCACUUGUUCACCCUCAAGCUCAGGCUACGAUUGCCCGAUCUCCAUCGGCUGCAUCGGUUCCUAAAUCGGCAGACUCUUCAAUACUUUUUAUCUGA